AUGGCAAGGCUCAACAGCUUCUCAGUCAUGGUGGUGGCGGCCAUGCUCUUAGCUUUUGUGGUGGUUGCUAAACAAGAUUUUAACUCUUUGAUAAUUUGCUCAAACAAACUAAAACCAAACUGUGGGGAAGAAAUCUUUAUGAAUAUCUUUGGGCACAGUUCUAAGCCAGUCAGCGAUUAUUGUUGUUACUCGCUUGCAAGAAUAGGUUUAACAUGCCACAAUAAGUUGUUUGACAAUAUCGUCGAUAGUCAACCUGGCUACAAAUCCAAUGAAACAAUAACACGUCCAAGAAGUGUGCAAAUCUGGAAUAAGUGUUCUUUAGUUGCAGGGCCUGUUCCACCUGCUGCUUAA
Quercus robur (English oak) is the source of this 351-nucleotide messenger RNA. RefSeq names its product protein DOWN-REGULATED IN DIF1 11-like. The record is from RefSeq and is a predicted model, not a curated record. The coding region runs from base 1 to 351 and encodes 116 amino acids. Lineage: Eukaryota; Viridiplantae; Streptophyta; Magnoliopsida; Fagales; Fagaceae. The transcript has a single exon.